This is a messenger RNA of Lagenorhynchus albirostris (white-beaked dolphin), 2463 nucleotides long. It is a transcript of the gene MICU1, whose product is annotated as mitochondrial calcium uptake 1. Gene Ontology annotation, molecular function: calcium ion binding. Gene Ontology annotation, biological process: mitochondrial calcium ion homeostasis; calcium import into the mitochondrion. The coding region runs from base 141 to 1640 and encodes 499 amino acids. Gene Ontology annotation, cellular component: uniplex complex. The transcript is spliced from 13 exons. The record is from RefSeq and is a predicted model, not a curated record. NCBI's taxonomy places the organism in Eukaryota, Metazoa, Chordata, Mammalia, Artiodactyla, Delphinidae.
CGACAGGCUCAGCGGCUAGGAGCGUCACGUGAGGAUGGGCGGUGGAGGUGGAGGCUGGUCUCGCCUGUUUCUUCGUCUCUAUGGUUUUCAGAGGUGGGCGGCUUUGACGGAGAAGCAGCUGGAGCUCCAGCGUGGACGGGAUGUUUCGUCUUAACUCUCUUUCUGCAUUGGCAGAGCUGGCAGUGGGCUCUCGAUGGUACCAUGGAGCAUCACAGCCCACCCAGAUCAGGCGACGGCUGAUGAUGGUGGCUUUUCUUGGAGCAUCUGCAGUAACUGCAAGUACUGGUCUCUUGUGGAAGAGGGCCCUUGCACAAUCCCCACCAUCUGUAAACAACCUAAAGAGUGAACUUGGUGAUAAAGGCAAGAGUAAAGAUGAAGGGGAAGAUUGUAACCACGAAAAAAAGGCUUCAGGUAUUUGUCUUGAGCCUUAUCCAGAAGAGAAAAAGAAGAAACGUUCUGGAUUCAGAGACAGAAAAGUGAUGGAAUAUGAGAAUAGGAUUCGCGCAUAUUCCACACCAGACAAAAUCUUCCGAUAUUUUGCUACCUUGAAAGUAAUCAGUGAGCAUGGUGAAUCUGAAGUGUUUAUGACACCACAAGACUUUGUGCGAUCCAUAACACCCAAUGAAAAACAACCAGAACACUUGGGUCUGGAUCAAUAUACAAUAAAACGCUUUGAUGGAAAGUUUUUGAAAGUAUCUUCAAUGUCACCACUAAGUUUAUGGUUUGGUAGCAAAUCAGAAAACAGCAAAAUUGCCCAGGAACGAGAAAAAUUUGCUGACGAAGGCAGUAUAUUUUACACCCUUGGAGAAUGUGGACUCAUAUCCUUUUCAGACUACAUUUUCCUUACGACUGUUCUUUCUACUCCUCAGAGAAAUUUUGAAAUUGCCUUCAAGAUGUUUGACUUGAAUGGAGAUGGAGAAGUAGACAUGGAGGAGUUUGAACAGGUUCAGAGCAUCAUUCGCUCCCAAACCAGCAUGGGAAUGCGUCACAGAGAUCGUUCUACAACUGGUAACACCCUCAAGUCUGGCUUGUGUUCAGCCCUCACAACCUACUUUUUUGGAGCUGAUCUCAAGGGGAAGCUGACAAUCAAAAACUUCCUUGAAUUUCAGCGUAAACUUCAGCACGAUGUUCUGAAGCUGGAAUUUGAACGCCAUGACCCUGUGGAUGGGAGAAUCACCGAGAGGCAGUUUGGCGGCAUGCUGCUGGCCUACAGUGGGGUACAGUCCAAGAAGUUGACUGCCAUGCAGAAGCAGCUCAAGAAGCACUUCAAAGAGGGAAAGGGUCUGACAUUUCAGGAAGUGGAGAACUUCUUUACUUUCUUAAAGAACAUUAAUGAUGUAGACACUGCAUUGAGCUUUUACCAUAUGGCUGGGGCAUCUCUUGAUAAAGUAACCAUGCAGCAGGUGGCCAGGACAGUGGCUAAAGUGGAACUCUCAGAUCACGUGUGUGAUGUGGUGUUUGCGCUCUUUGACUGUGAUGGCAACGGAGAGCUGAGCAAUAAGGAAUUUGUUUCUAUCAUGAAGCAACGGCUGAUGAGAGGCCUGGAGAAGCCCAAAGACAUGGGCUUCACCCGCCUCAUGCAGGCCAUGUGGAAAUGUGCACAGGAAACUGCCUGGGACUUCGCUUUGCCCAAACAGUAACCCAGAACUGCACGAGGAGCCGCGCCUCCAGGCCAAGCACCCUGGCCCCUUGGGCAGAGCCUUGGCACAGUCCUCCCCGCUGCUGCUUCCGGAAGUAGUGCUCCCCUCCUCCUGGGAAUGAUCUCAGGACUCAUCAAGUUUCCCCUCUCCCAGUGUUCUGAUAGGCCCUGGUUCUAAACCAGUGAUUCUCCCUAGAGGUCCUCAAAAACAUGAGCAGGUCCUAAAAGCGCAGACCUUUGGCACGUUCAACAGUACUACCCAUUCAAGCACCCUACAAAGAAUGCGGGACCCAUCCAUGUACCUGCCAACCCUGGGAAACACCCAUUUCUUGAGUCAUCUUGGUGUGGAUUUAUAUUAACAAGAACAUUCCUUGCUUCUCCUCCUGCUGGUGUUUUUUAAGCUACAAAUUGGGAAAACCUCUGGCAGAAAAAGGAAAUCAGUGAUGAAUGAUAACGAGGAUGACCCAGGCACCCUGAGCUGGUGGGAAGCCUGGGCCAGAGGAAGGAUCUGUGUCAGUCCCCGGGGUGGCUCUGAGGCAGUGUGCACAGUGGGAAUGGAGCAAGAUUAGGAAUUUAAAGUAGCUGCUGCAUGGCUCUCUCCACUCCCUUCUUUUCCUCUCAGGCUCCCUAAGAAGACUCCAGCACGACUGUGCUUAUUAAAUGAGCGGCAGUGAUUAAGCUCAUGGCCCCUGCGAGUGCCAUUUCCCCUCCAGGCGUGUGCCUCUGAAGCUGAGUCCUGGCUCAGAGCCUGUCUGCCCUGUCUUAAACACUUGUAAAAUAGCACUUUAAUUAUAACGGUUUGCAGUAAAGCCCCACCAACCACC